Loxodonta africana (African savanna elephant) is the source of this 7218-nucleotide messenger RNA. RefSeq names its product integrin beta-7. NCBI's taxonomy places the organism in Eukaryota, Metazoa, Chordata, Mammalia, Proboscidea, Elephantidae. Gene Ontology annotation, biological process: regulation of transcription by RNA polymerase II; cell migration; integrin-mediated signaling pathway. The record is from RefSeq and is a predicted model, not a curated record. Gene Ontology annotation, molecular function: integrin binding; nuclear glucocorticoid receptor binding; zinc ion binding. The transcript is spliced from 22 exons. Gene Ontology annotation, cellular component: transcription regulator complex; integrin complex; focal adhesion. The coding region runs from base 2560 to 6285 and encodes 1241 amino acids.
GUCACUGAGCCCCCGCCAACGCGCCUCGCUCCUUGGCACUCGGCAGCGCUGUUUACAAGUUAGGCUGUUUUUUUUUGUCUUUGGUUCUAGAACAGAACUGCUCAGAUUUAAAGACUGGGAGCCUGAAGAGGGAGGUGGCAAACAGGAGACCGUAGUCUUGGUUGGGAUGAGGCAAGAAUGAAAAGUGUGGCAUUUAAAGGGUGGAGAAAGCCUCGAACUAUUGCUUUGCACCAAAUCUUUGAGAAUUCUUAAUCUUCCUCUCAUUGCCCAAUAGGAUGGGAAACAAGGGUAGGUGAGGGUGGGGGCGAAGGUAGAGGCAAUCUCCCAGGAAGGGCUUUUUGUGGGGGCUGGGUGGAGACCCCAGCCCUUUUCAGGCUGGCAUUAUGUUUUUGUAUUUAAAUUUGGACUAAUAAUUUGGCCUCUAGGGUCCUGGUGAGCCAGACAAAACCAGCCUCGGGCCUGCUCCCACACACUUUCAGAGGGAAAGUAGUUUAGACCUGUGUGUCUAAACCAGGGAAGGAAAGAGGUCCUCUGAGGGGAGGGCCGGAUGGUGUGUUUGUGCAUGUUUGGAGGCUGGAGUCUUGGUGCUGCGUUGGCAGGCUGGGUGUUUUUAUGGUGGUAGCUGCUCACUUGCAAAUACGAACUCCAGUGCUGGUGUUGCAUAUCGGCUUUGUGACUUGUGCAUUCACCUCCCUCAUGCGGCUCGAAUGAGUGUGCCUUUUUGCCUGUGUGUUCCUCUAUGCCAGGGUCUGGUCGUGGUAUAAAAGCCCAUCGAUAUGCCUGGUUUGUGCCCUAUGUGCUGUUGUCAUUUCAGAGAGUGUGUGUCUCUCCAUUCUCCAGGGAGAUGUGUGUCAGACCGAGAGUCCUGGGCUUCUCAGCCUGGGCCUCGCAGCUGGGAGCGUUUACAGCCGGUUAUAAAGAGUUUGUUUGAAGCUCCGCUCAGCCUGGCCAGGAAUUUCCUCAAUUUCAGCAAUUUGGGCUUUAAAAGGAGAAAAACCUAGAGCCCACACCCCUCCUCCUCAGCAGGGGCCCCUGCCCUGGCUUAGCCAGUCCGGCCAAGGGGUUCCUGCCAUGGGCAGAAGCAGCAUCCCCGUGGUGGGUCUUAGCCCAGGGCUGAAGAGGGAGUCCAGGUGGAGUAGAUUCAGUUUGCCUUCUUGCACCGUCCACCCCCCAAUUGACCUCAGAGUCACUGGGAUGCGCUUUAGGGUUCAGGGAGCCGGGAAUGUGCCACAGGGGUGUUGAGAAUGGGUUGACAGUACCACUUAGAUGGGAAAAGCUGCCCCCAGGCCUGCCUCCCUGUGGCCUCCAGUCUUAUAAUUGGCUGACACUGCCCCAUGCUAGUCUGACCGCACCCAGACCCUUGCGUAAGAGAGGAAAUGAGGCAGCGCUCUGCGGGCAGGAGAGCGUCAGCACUGGAGUGAGCACCACCCCACGCACAGGCCCUUGGGCAGACAUGUACCCUCAGAGGACAACAUGGUGGGCCUGUGGAGAGGAGGGGAGGUCCUGAAAGAUAUCCCAGCCCUCCCCACAUCUCUUAACAGGAGCCCUUCUGGAGUCCCCUGCCCCCAGUCUUGAAUAGACCCAAGUGCCCUUCUUUCCUCCCUGCUUUCUCUCCUUUUUCAUGGGGGAAUCUCACUCCAGCAGGAUUCUUAUGUUAAUUGAGUGUGUGUGUGUGUGUGUGUUGGGGGUGGGGAGGGCUUCCCUCUCGUUGGGUGGAUGGAGCUAGGCUGGAACCUAGGCAUCCUGGACUUUCCUUCUGCCCUUCUGGCUGCAUUUGAGCAGACUUCUUACCAGGCGGGCUGCAGAGGGUUAGAAAGAAGACGUUCAUGAGCUGGGCGUAUGGGAUACUUUUUAGGGAGGUCUUAGGGUUUUCUUGCAUUAAAUCGGGCCUUCCAGGUUUGGGUAACAGGUUUUACAGGUUGAAUAAUUUAUAGAUUCUCCUAGUCUCUGAAGAUCAACCACACACACAAAAAAGAUUUACUCAGCAGCCCCCUGCAAAGAGGGUGCCCUCCACAUGCUAUCUGAGGCAUGGGCUGAGACCCCUUUUGAGCUGUGAUUGAGACACAUCCCCUCCCCCAUCAGCCCUGUAUACCCACUGUCACCUGACUUCUCUGGUUUGCUGUACCCACCCCCAACAGUUCUACACCUGAGGAUCUAAGCAAAUACCCCAGUGUCCCAUUCCCCAGCUUCUCUGCCUCAUGGGCAUUUAGAUCUAGUUAGAAGACCAGAGAACCUUGCCUCCUCCUUUUACUGGUAGUGUGGCUCUGGGCUGGCCACUUCCCUCUCUUGACCUCAGUUUCUUCAGGUGUAAAAUAAGGCCAUUGCAUAUCCCCUGACCUACCUUCCUGACAUCUAUAUCCCAUUUGCUUCACUGUUUCAGUGGCUUUUGUUGAAAAGGACAUUAGCGGUUAUUCGAGGAAUGGUAGGAGGGGUAAAAUGUCCCUGGGUAGCAUUCGGCUACCAACCAAAUCUCUGGGGCAGUUCUACUCUGUCCAAUAGGGCCGCUACGAGUCAAAAUCAGCUCAACGAAAAUGAGUUUUUUUUUUACCAACGAAAAGGAUGACGGUUGGAACCUACCCAGCAGCACUGCGAAAGAAAGUCCUGGUGGUAAUCUGUUUCCAUAAAGAUGAUAGCCAAGAAAAUCCUAUGGAGCUCAGUUCUGCUCUAACACGUGGGGUCUCCAUGAGUCUGGGGGCCGACUCGAUGGCAGCUAACAACAACAUGAGGGAGAAGCUCGAGGAUUAUCUACCCGCGGUGGAGACGCAGAGCACCAGCUCAGAGGAGAUGGUACCCAGCUCACCCUCACCUCCUCCACCUCCUCGGGUCUACAAGCCGUGCUUCGUGUGCAAUGACAAGUCCUCUGGCUACCACUAUGGUGUCAGCUCUUGUGAAGGCUGCAAGGGCUUCUUCCGUCGCAGCAUCCAGAAGAACAUGGUGUAUACAUGCCACCGUGACAAAAACUGUAUCAUCAACAAGGUGACUCGGAAUCGCUGCCAAUACUGCAGGCUACAGAAGUGCUUCGAAGUAGGCAUGUCCAAGGAAGCCGUGCGGAAUGAUCGGAACAAGAAGAAGAAAGAGGUGAAGGAAGAAGGGUCACCUGACAGCUAUGAGCUGAGCCCCCAGUUAGAAGAACUUAUCACCAAGGUCAGCAAAGCCCAUCAGGAGACCUUCCCCUCACUCUGCCAGCUGGGCAAAUACACCACGAACUCCAGUGCAGACCACCGGGUACAGCUGGAUCUAGGGCUGUGGGACAAGUUCAGUGAGCUGGCCACCAAGUGCAUCAUCAAGAUCGUGGAAUUUGCCAAGCGGGUGCCCGGCUUUACAGGGCUGAGCAUUGCUGACCAGAUCACUCUGCUCAAGGCUGCCUGCCUGGACAUCCUGAUGCUGCGGAUCUGCACGCGGUACACCCCAGAGCAGGACACCAUGACCUUCUCUGAUGGGCUGACCCUGAACCGGACCCAGAUGCACAAUGCCGGCUUCGGGCCCCUCACAGACCUCGUCUUUGCCUUUGCUGGGCAACUCCUGCCGCUGGAGAUGGAUGACACAGAGACAGGGCUGCUCAGUGCCAUCUGUCUCAUCUGCGGAGACCGCAUGGACCUAGAGGAACCUGAAAAGGUAGACAAGCUUCAGGAGCCACUGCUGGAAGCCCUGAGGCUGUACACCCGGCGCCGGCGGCCCAGCCAGCCCUACAUGUUCCCAAGGAUGCUCAUGAAGAUCACCGACCUCCGGGGCAUCAGCACCAAGGGAGCAGAAAGGGCCAUUACCCUGAAGAUGGAGAUUCCAGGCCCAAUGCCUCCCCUGAUCCAGGAGAUGCUGGAGAACCCCGAAAUGUUUGAGGACGACUCCUCGCAGCCUGGCCCUCAUCCCAAGGCCUCCAGCGAGGAUGAGGCCAUGGUAGCUUUAUCGAUGGUCAUUUGGUCCCUGUUGGCCCUGAGCAGAGCUGAGAGGGAGUUGGACACCAAGAUCCCAUCUCUAGGGGAGGCCACAGAAUGGGGGGAUCCUGACCUGUCUCUGCUGGGGUCCUGCCAGCCAGCCCCCUCCUGCCAGCAGUGCAUCCUAUCACACCCCAGCUGUGCGUGGUGCAAGCAACUGAACUUCACGGCGUCGGGGGAGGCGGAGGAGCGGCGCUGCGCAGGGCGGGAGGAGCUGCUGGCCCGGGGCUGUCCCCUAGAGGAGCUGGAGGAGCCCCGCAGCCGGCAGGAGGUGCUGCAGGACUACCCGUUCAGCCAGGGCGCCCGCGGCGAAGGGACCGUCCAGCUGGCUCCGCAGCGGGUCCGGGUCAUGCUGCGCCCAGGGGAGCCCCAGCGACUCCAGGUCCGCUUCCUCCGUGCGGAGGGCUACCCAGUGGACCUGUACUACCUCAUGGACCUGAGCUACUCCAUGAAGGACGACCUGGAGCAAGUGCGCCAGCUCGGGCACGACCUGUUGCUCAGGCUGCAGGAGGUCACCCAUUCCGUUCGCAUUGGUUUUGGCUCCUUUGUGGACAAAACGGUGCUGCCCUUUGUGAGCACAGUACCUUCGAAGCUUCGCCACCCCUGUCCCACCCGGCUCGAGCCCUGCCAGCCACCCUUCAGCUUUCACCAUGUGCUGUCCCUGACGACUGAGGCGAAGGUCUUUGAGCGGGAGGUGGGGCUCCAGAAUGUGUCUGGCAACCUGGACUCGCCCGAAGGUGGCUUUGACGCCAUUCUGCAGGCUGCAGUCUGCCAGGAGCAGAUUGGCUGGAGAAACGUGUCCCGGCUGCUGGUGUUCACCUCAGAUGACACAUUCCACACAGCUGGGGAUGGGAAGUUAGGUGGCAUUUUCAGGCCCAGCGAUGGGCGCUGCCACUUGGACAGCAAUGGCCUCUAUAGCCGCAGCCCGGAGUUUGAUUACCCCUCCGUGGGUCAGGUAGCCCAGGCCCUCUCUGCGGCAAAUAUCCAGCCCAUCUUCGCUGUCACCAGUGCCACGCUGCCUGUCUACCAGGAGCUGAGUAAAUUGAUUCCUAAAUCCACAGUUGGGGAGCUGAGCGAGAACUCCAGCAAUGUGCUGCAGCUCAUCAUGGAUGCUUAUAACAGCUUGUCGUCCACUGUGACCCUUCAACACGUUUCACCCCUUCCUGGGGUCCACAUCUCCUACGAAUCCCAGUGUGGCGGUCCCAAGAAGAGGGAGGGUGAGACUGGGGAUCGGGGCCAGUGCAAUCACGUCCGAAUCAACCAGACGGUGAAUUUCUGGGUUACUCUCCAAGCUGCCCACUGCUUCACAGAGCCCCAGCUUCUGAGGUUCCGGGCCCUUGGCUUCUCCGAGGAGCUGACUGUGGAGUUGCACACACUGUGUGACUGUAACUGCAGUGACACCCAGCCUCAGGCUGCCCACUGCAGUGAUGGCCAGGGGCACUUGCAGUGCGGGGUGUGCAGCUGUGCCCCCGGGCGUCGGGGUCGGCUCUGUGAGUGCUCUGAGGCUGAGCUGUCCUCCCCGGAUCUGGAAUCUGGGUGCCGGGCCCCCAAUGGGACAGGCCCUCUAUGCAGCGGGAAGGGUCGGUGCCAGUGUGGACGCUGUAGCUGCAGUGGACAAAGCUCCGGGCGUCUAUGCGAGUGUGAUGAUGCCAGCUGUGAGCGACACGAGGGCAUUCUCUGUGGAGGCUUUGGGCGCUGCCAAUGUGGAGUAUGUCACUGUCAUGCCAACCGCACGGGCAGAGCCUGCGAGUGCAGUGGGUCCGUGGACAGUUGUGUCAGUUCUGAAGGAGGCCUCUGCAGUGGGCAUGGACACUGCAAAUGCAACCGCUGCCAGUGCCUGGACGGCUACUACGGUGCUUUAUGUGAUCAGUGCCCAGGCUGCAAGACACCAUGCGAGAGACACAGGGACUGUGCAGAGUGCGGAGCCUUCGGGACUGGUCCCCUGACCACCAAUUGCAGCAUGGCUUGCGCCCAUGCCAACGUGACUCUGGCUUUGGCCCCCAUCCUGGAUGAUGGCUGGUGCAAAGAGAGGACCCUGGACAACCAGCUAUUCUUCUUCCUGGUGGAGGAGGCCGGAGGCAGGGUGGUGUUGAGAGUGAGACCCCAGGAAAAGGGAGCAGACCACACCCAGGCCAUUGUACUGGGCUGUGUAGGGGGCAUCGUGGCAGUGGGCCUGGUGCUGGUCCUGGCUUACCGGAUCUCAGUGGAAAUUUAUGAUCGCCGGGAAUACAGUCGCUUUGAGAAGGAGCAGCAGCAACUUAACUGGAACCAGGACAACAAUCCUCUCUACAAAAGCGCCAUCACGACAACCAUCAAUCCUCGCUUUCAAGGAAGAGAGAGUCCCCUUCUCUGACUGGGGGAGGGACACUCGCCUUGGGGCUCUUCUCUCUGGGACAAGGGGUAUUUUGUGGGAUGGCAGGGGUCUAUCAGGCAGCAGCCUGGCAGGGAACCCGUCCAUUGCCAAGGGGCAGUUUCCACCUUACUUUAUUUUCAGAGAUACCCAAGAGGGCUGCCUCCUACUGCUGAGACUUAGCUUUCCUACCUCACAAGGAGUGGGCGUUCCCUCCACCCAAGUGUACAAUAAAGUCGUAUCUCAGACCUCAGCUGUCAUUUUGCUCUACCCCACCAAGGCCAAAGCAGGCUAGUUAGCCUGGGCCUCCGGAAAACCCUGUUCAUUCCCCCUCCAGCCACUGAGGGCAUAAAGAGGUUUUCAAAAUUCAAUGUGCUGAAUCAUGAAACAGGCUGAUUCACCAGGUCUGGAAUGGGUUGGUGAAUUCACUUCCCAGGUAUUUCUGAUGCAUGAGGGAUACAAACCACAUACUGAGAAUUACCAGAUUUGCUGAUUAUCUAACCUCAUUCCGUCUUGCUGUACACAUUUUCUCACUUGUUCAGAAUCAAUGCUCUUUAUACCUACUUACUGCUCCUCUGUAGGAUGGGAGACAGUUUUAAAACAGUGGUCUGUAGGGUGUUCAAAGUUGUGUGGUGGUCACAUUUGGGGGGGAUGAAGGAAACCACUCAGGCCCCAGUGAAAAGCUUCCCCAAAGUCUGUUUCCCCCAAAGAGGAGAUAAUAUGUAGAAAAGCCCCAUUUUCUUUUUAUUAAAUAUCCUAAAUAUAUCACAAAGGAACAUACACUGCACUUUAAUGGUAAAAAGAUACAAGUUUAUAACAUCUUAUAAAAACUACCAUUUAAAAGUGAUCUUGUUCAUUUGAUACUCCCCUCCCCCAAUAGCAAAAUAAGUAUAUUAAAAAAAAAAAAAAGGGUAGAGAGGAAGGGUAGGAAGGGGA